AUGCAAGAAGAUUCAAAAUUACAAUUCCAAAAGAAAUGGCUUUUAACCCCGUUAAGUUUUCAUCAAUUGACAAGUUUUGAUGCUCAUUUAAUUCCAGGAACUGGGUUAUUCAUGAUUCAAUUUUCAGCAAAAGUUAAAUUUGAUCAACUGGGGAAAAACCGAUUAGGUGAAUCUGCUGAUUUAAUUCAUCCUCAAGAAAGUAUUUUAAAUAAAUCUUCAACUUCUCAAAGAGCUGUUUGGGGUAGUUGGUUUGGUAUCAAUGGGAAUGUAAUCAUUGAUGAAAAUUUUAAUGAAAAUGGUAUUGGUGAAUUCAUAAACAGUUUGGAUUAUAGAUUUACUUAUAUUCCCCAAGAUUCUAUUAUAAAAUUCUAA
This is a messenger RNA of Candida tropicalis MYA-3404, 372 nucleotides long. RefSeq names its product Mtr2p (gene MTR2). Lineage: Eukaryota; Fungi; Ascomycota; Pichiomycetes; Serinales; Debaryomycetaceae. The coding region runs from base 1 to 372 and encodes 123 amino acids. The record is from RefSeq and is a predicted model, not a curated record. The transcript has a single exon.